CAUUCCGCAUCUAAUACGUAAACUCUUUGCAAGCUCAGUGUAGGCACACAAGGUCGUUAGCAGCAGUUAGCUGUGAAGAUGAUGUCCAUCGCCACCCGUUCAGGGGCUUUCUCCCCUUACAUGCAGGCUACAGCUUUUGCAGUGGCUGGUCCCCUGAAAGCCCUGAUACCUGGUGUUGUUGUUAAGGGAGAGACGGUUUUGUUGAACCCGAAAAAACAAUUCCUGUGCCGCGAAUCGCUAAAUGGUCAAAGCCCAAAGACGGGGCCUGCCGUAACCGUUAGCAUCAAUGCCUGUGCAGGAGUCCGAUUUGCCCACACAGAUGUCAGGAUACCAGACUUCUCUGACUAUAGGCGCCCAGAGGUGCAAGACCCCAAUAAGUCCUCCCAAGAGAGCAGCGAAUCAAGAAGAACCUUCUCCUACCUGGUCACCGGUGCCACAACUGUUAUGGGCGUCUACGCCGCCAAGACAGUGGUCUCUCAGUUCGUCUCCUCCAUGAGCGCCUCAGCUGACGUCCUGGCCAUGUCGAAGAUCCAAAUCAAGCUGAGCGACAUCCCUGAAGGCAACAACAUGACCUUCAAGUGGAGAGGCAAACCGCUGUUCGUCCGUCACCGCACAGAGAAGGAGAUCGCCACGGAGGCUGCCGUCAACAUCGCUGAGCUGCGUGACCCUGAGCACGACAAGGACCGGGUCAUCAACCCCAGCUGGGUCAUCGUCCUCGGGGUGUGCACACAUCUGGGUUGUGUGCCCAUUGCCAACGCUGGCGACUUCGGCGGUUACUACUGCCCCUGCCACGGCUCCCACUACGAUGCAUCAGGCCGCAUCAGGAAAGGCCCCGCCCCCCUCAACCUGGAGGUCCCCUACUACGAGUUCCCAGACGAUGACACCGUGAUUGUUGGAUAAACAUCUCUCAUCAGACUGAGCUCUAAUUGUACAACAGCUUUCAUUGUCUAAAGCAUGACAGUACUGAGAUCAUCUGUAUUAUAAUGUGUACUCAAUACGGUGAUGCUUUCUGAAUAAAUGUCUUCUGGUUCAGGUGUAAUAACGCUGUGUUUAGGUUUUAUUGGUUUUGCUGUGAAUGUGAUCUGCCAGCUUAGGAAACUGUUCACAUCAACUUCCCAGAGGAAAUUGCAACUAGUCCAUCAGUAUAUCUCACUCAGUGUCACACAUUGGCAUAUAAUCUUCUCUAAUUAAAAUCCAGCGAUAUUUCAUGUAAUUCAAUCACUUAAUGUACUGAGAGCAAAAAGAUCUGCUGUGUUUUCUUUAAUUUUGAUUUUUAAAUUCAUGAAUGCAAAUAGUUUUGAAUGUGUGUCCAAGGUGAACAGGUGAACAAUUGUAAGUUGCAGCCAGAUAUCAUCCUCUCUUCUUUCUUUGCUUCCUGAAUAGGAUCUGAACAUUAAAUAAAAACAUCUGCUUAUCUUAUUAAGUUAUAGUUCAUCUAAUUACCAGAACAAAUGUCCUGUUCAGGUGUAGUUAAUAAAGAAUUAUAUUUUA
Messenger RNA from Thunnus maccoyii (southern bluefin tuna), 1491 nucleotides. RefSeq names its product cytochrome b-c1 complex subunit Rieske, mitochondrial (gene uqcrfs1). Gene Ontology annotation, cellular component: membrane. The coding region runs from base 79 to 900 and encodes 273 amino acids. Lineage: Eukaryota; Metazoa; Chordata; Actinopteri; Scombriformes; Scombridae. Gene Ontology annotation, molecular function: quinol-cytochrome-c reductase activity; 2 iron, 2 sulfur cluster binding. Gene Ontology annotation, biological process: mitochondrial electron transport, ubiquinol to cytochrome c. The transcript has 2 exons. The record is from RefSeq and is a predicted model, not a curated record.